Molecule: messenger RNA, 2155 nt
Organism: Neurospora hispaniola
Lineage: Eukaryota; Fungi; Ascomycota; Sordariomycetes; Sordariales; Sordariaceae
Exons: 3
Coding region: 116-1993 (625 amino acids)
Biological process (GO): positive regulation of transcription by RNA polymerase II
Molecular function (GO): RNA polymerase II cis-regulatory region sequence-specific DNA binding; protein dimerization activity; DNA-binding transcription factor activity, RNA polymerase II-specific
Source: RefSeq, a predicted model, not a curated record
UGUUUUGCCGAAUCCAUCGUGUUGAUAACUGACACAAGACACCACUUCCGUGGCCCCGAGAGAAUCACACCUGUAUUGAUCUGAUCGCAGUACUCUGCACAUAUACCUUGCCAAGAUGGGCAGGAGGAAGAUAGAAAUCAAGGCCAUUAAGGAUGACAGGAAUCGCUCCGUAACAUUCUUGAAGCGCAAAGGGGGGUUAUUCAAGAAAGCCCAUGAGCUUUCCGUCCUGUGCUCUGUCGACGUUGCCGUUAUUAUCUUCGGCAACAACAAAAAGCUGUACGAAUAUUCAUCCAGUAAUAUUCGCGAUAUACUACAACGAUAUACCUACCACGGAGGACCUAAUGAGCACAAAGGCCCUUCUGAUUUCAAUGGUGGCGCCGACGACGAUGACGACGAUGACGAGAAUGGGACUAAUUCGCAAGGGGAACAACAUAUGAUGUACCAACCAAACCCGCCAGUUUCAUACCCCUUUCUCCGGCACACAAGUCUGUCGGACUCACCCCCAGUACCAAACGGCGCGUUCGGGCCUCAGCCGGGACAUCAAAUGAGCCGCGCCCAUACUCCCCAGCCGCCCUUCGUCGCUCGGCCACCAUCUGUCAACGAUAUCCGAAGGCUGAGGCCCGGGCAGCCGGUCCGUCCUGCGGGAGUCGCCCAGGAACUUCAAAAUAGGAGCGCCUUUGUGCCAUCGCCUCCCAUCUACAACCCACAACCACCUGCUACCAUGGCGCCUACUCACGGUCUUCCCACACAGUUGCAUCCUCAGUAUCCCUUCCAGCCGUCUCAACCACCUGCUCAUUCCAUGCAACAGUUCGAGGACCAGAGAAGAUCGCCUCUUCCUCCGACUUUUGUGUCUCAACCAUCACCACAUCCAGCACAUCGCCAUUCUACGUCCCCGCCUGAACUUCUCCAACCGCAGAUCCCGCAGCAACAAGUACAUCGCCAUUCUGCCUCUCCUCAAGUUCACCAAGCCCAGCUUCCACAGCAGCCGCAGCGGCUACCGAGCGCAAAUAUGUCGCCUCCUCCGCCACAGCCAGCUCAACCGCCUCAGCAGCAGCAGCAGCACCGUCACCAGCAGCAACAACCUCAGUCUAUGCCUAAUCAAAACCUUCAACCUCCUGCACCGCCAAAGCCAGAGUCUAUGGAGAGACCACGCCGGCUGAUCCCCGCGCUGAAUACAUCAGUCAAGAACCCUGGGCAGGGCAGUGUCUUUACGCCAAUCGAACCAGAGAACAAGUCUAUUCUGUCACAGCAUUUUGCCGCGUUCCGUCCAGAUAUCAAGUCCGAGUCGCCAAACAAUCGGUCGCAGUCUGUCGAUGGCGGUAACGUGUCUAAGCCUAAUACCUCUACACCAUCUAUCCAGCUUUCCAGUGCACAUGGCCAGGGGUCAGCUCAAAGAACGAAUUCAUUGACUGUAAUCUCACAAUCGACGCUUCCUCCGCCAUCCCGGCCCCAACACCUACGUGUGGGAGGUGGGCCAUUGCGACCGCGGCUUAAGGUGCAAAUUCCGGAUGACUCGGAUAGCGGAAGCGCUGCUGGAUCGGCAAGUUCUCCUCGUGUUACAACCACAACGGACUCCGCUCCACAACCGCUAAAGACCGGCUCUGUACUUCCACCACCGUCACCAUCGGCCUCCAAUCUACCUUCUGCGGGUGCCUCAGGACCACCUAAUCCCUUUGCCCCUCGAUCAACAAUUCAGCACAACAACAAUAUGAACAUCGACACUCCCGUUUCUGCUCUCCCAUCUCGAUUUUUGGGCGAUCUGCUGCCUAGUCCCAGCAGAUUCUAUCCUGAAUGGGGAUAUGGCAUCAGCGCGGAGAGCAACACGCUUCCUAGUCCAUUGAACUUUGCUACACCUGUUAACGGAACCGGGCCAUCGUUCUUGAGAGACGACCCCACUCCACUGAAGAGGAAGAGCCCCGAGACGAAAAGUACCGCGCCCGAGAAUGACACUGGGAACAAUCAAGAUGCUAAACGGAUGCGGCUCGAAUCUUAGGUCGACCCCGUCAUCUCUUUCUUCACUUUUUGUUCUUGAACACUUAUUGUAACAAAAUAAUACUCUUAGCAUGGUAUAGCGGCGUUUGUGAUUGACUUUUUACUGGCUUUCAUUCCCUUGGGCAUGGGUUGUUAUUUCACAUCUUGGACUUUUCUUUUCUUU